This is a messenger RNA of Knipowitschia caucasica, 894 nucleotides long. The record is from the annotation of a GenBank genome assembly. Lineage: Eukaryota; Metazoa; Chordata; Actinopteri; Gobiiformes; Gobiidae.
AUGACAUCACACUCGGACAAACUGCAGUCGGACAAACUGCAGCCGGACAAACUGCAGCCGGACAAACUGCAGUCGGACAAACCGCAGUCGGACAAACCGCAGCCGGACAAACCGCAGUCGGACAAACUGCAGUCGGACAAACCGCAGUCGGACAAACCGCAGUCGGACAAACCGCAGUCGGACAAACUGCAGUCGGACAAACUGCAGUCGGACAAACCGCAGUCGGACAAACUGCACUCAGGACCCGUGUGUCAGCUGGUACCUGUGUGUCAGCUGGUACCUGUGUGUCAGCUGGUACCCGUGUGUCAGCUGGUACCCGUGUGUCAGCUGGUACCCGUGUGUCAGCUGGUACCCGUGUGUCAGCUGGUACCUGUGGUGUGUCAGCUGGUACCCGUGGUGUGUCAGCUGGUACCCGUGGUGUGUCAGCUGGUACCCGUGGUGUGUCAGCUGGUACCCGUGGUGUGUCAGCUGGUACCCGUGGUGUGUCAGCUGGUACCCGUGGUGUGUCAGCUGGUACCCGUGGUGUGUCAGCUGGUACCCGUGGUGUGUCAGCUGGUACCCGUGUGUCAGCUGGUACCCGUGUGUCAGCUGGUACCCGUGUGUCAGCUGGUACCCGUGUGUCAGCUGGCACCCGUGUGUCAGCUGGUACCCGUGUGUCAGCUGGUACCCGUGUGUCAGCUGGUACCCGUGUGUCAGCUGGUACCCGUGUGUCAGCUGGUACCCGUGUGUCAGCUGGUACCCGUGUGUCAGCUGGUACCCGUGUGUCAGCUGGUACCCGUGUGUCAGCUGGUACCCGUGUGUCAGCUGGUACCCGUGUGUCAGCUGGUACCCGUGUGUCAGCUGGUACCUGUGUGUCAGCUGGUACCCGUGUGUCAGCUGGUACCUGUGUGUUAG